Messenger RNA from Lagopus muta (rock ptarmigan), 432 nucleotides. RefSeq names its product TAL bHLH transcription factor 2 (gene TAL2). Gene Ontology annotation, biological process: regulation of transcription by RNA polymerase II. Gene Ontology annotation, molecular function: RNA polymerase II cis-regulatory region sequence-specific DNA binding; DNA-binding transcription factor activity, RNA polymerase II-specific; protein dimerization activity. Bases 1 to 354 code for a protein of 117 amino acids. The transcript has a single exon. Lineage: Eukaryota; Metazoa; Chordata; Aves; Galliformes; Phasianidae. The record is from RefSeq and is a predicted model, not a curated record.
AUGACCAGGAAGAUCUUCACCAACACCAGGGAGCGAUGGAGGCAGCAAAAUGUCAACAGCGCCUUUGCCAAGCUGAGGAAACUUAUUCCCACCCAUCCACCAGACAAAAAGCUGAGCAAGAAUGAGACACUACGGCUUGCUAUGAGAUACAUCAACUUCCUUGUCAAGGUGCUGGGAGAGCCAGGCCUGCAGCAGACAGCAGUGGCAGCACGAGGCAGCAUCCUGGGAUUCUUCCAGCAAGCACCAUGCUUGCAGAGUAUGGAGGAGCUAACUCUCAUUGAAAGCUGUGGUGCCUCUUCUCCUAGCAUGAGCAGCAACAUUGCAGAAUGCUGGUCAGAGACUUCAUCUCCUUAGCAGAGAACGAGAGAUGCAGUCUUGGUGUUAGUCUGAUAGUCACUAUCUUUGUGGGUUGCCUCUCUAUGUACAAUGAUG